Coregonus clupeaformis (lake whitefish) is the source of this 6249-nucleotide messenger RNA. RefSeq names its product ELKS/Rab6-interacting/CAST family member 1. Bases 459 to 3827 code for a protein of 1122 amino acids. Gene Ontology annotation, molecular function: structural constituent of presynaptic active zone. Gene Ontology annotation, biological process: regulation of synaptic plasticity; maintenance of presynaptic active zone structure; neuromuscular synaptic transmission. Gene Ontology annotation, cellular component: cytoskeleton of presynaptic active zone. The record is from RefSeq and is a predicted model, not a curated record. The transcript is spliced from 21 exons. Lineage: Eukaryota; Metazoa; Chordata; Actinopteri; Salmoniformes; Salmonidae.
GCUGCUGAAGAAGAGACCCGCUGGUUGUGUUGGCAAAAAAUAUGGUAAAAUCAGAUAGAGGUAUGCUGAAGUAAUAAGGGAAAAUGUCCGUAUAUGUAGCCGUUUUCCAUUUGAUGCAGGAUACAGCAAACUGACUUGACCCCCAUCAGACAGAGCUACAGCAAAAUCAGUUUCCUGUGUGUGGACUCUCUGAAUGGCCAUUCUCUAGCUCCAAGAACAGCUGUCACCCAGUCCCUUCUGAGAGUGAGUGAGCGUGAAGAGUGAGCUCAACGGUUUCACAUGAAACAAGCGCUCGCACACUCCAGUUGAAGCCGGAACAGAGCGACACGUCAGCACAAAUUCACAGAUCUGCUGUCAAAAUCUCAAACACACACUAGACAAAGCUACAUCCUCACGUUUCAGACACUGCACCCCUUCAUUCCCACCAUCCAUCCGUUCACUCCUCUGCUUCAGCGAACAUGUACGGCAGCGCCCGUUCUGUGGGCAGAGCGGAUGCCAACCACAGCGGAGGAGGAAGAGAUGGAGGAAGAGACACAGGGAGGGAUGGGGGGAGAAGCCAGGGUUCAUGUCGCUCCCCUCAUCUCCCACGCUCCCCACGGAUGGGCCACCGUCGCACCAACAGCACGGGGGGCAGUGGAGGGGGUCCAGGCGGAGCAGGGGGUAAGACCCUCUCCAUGGAGAACAUCCAGUCCCUCAAUGCCGCCUAUGCCACCUCAGGACCCAUGUACCUGAGCAACAACGAGGUUGCCAUGUCCGACCACGUUAACAAGAGUGGUCGAGAGAUGACUACAAUGGGGCGGCAGAGGGUGACAUACGGGUCAAGGGCAAGUGCAGGAGGGGGUGGAGGGGUGGCAGCUAGCACCCCCAACAUCGCCACAUCGGCCCAGGCCAAUGCUGUACUCCCUGGGGGGAUGAUGGCAGGCGAUGCCCUGGCUUUUGGGGAUCACCACAUGGCCUCCACGGUCCCUCACUCCCUGAGACAGGCCCGGGACAACACCAUACUGGACCUGCAGGCCCAACUCAAAGAGGUUCUGCGUGAGAACGAGUUGCUGCGUCGUGAGGUGGAGGUGAAGGAGAGCAAGCUGAGUUCCUCCAUGAACUCCAUCAAGACCUUCUGGAGCCCUGAGCUGAAGAAGGAGAGAGCACUAAGGAAGGACGAGGUGUCCAAGAUCACUGUCUGGAAGGAACAGUACCGCGUGGUGCAGGAUGAGACACAGCACCUCCAUAUGACGGUCCAGGCCUUGCAGGAUGAACUGAGGAUACAGAGAGACCUGAACCAGCUGCUCCAGCAGGACCCUGCCAGCCAAGGUCGCGACCUGGCCCUGACCUCUGAACCCACGGAGGAGAACUACCGUCGGCUAUACGGGGACCACGAGCGUCAGGCCAAGGAGCUGUUCCUACUCAGGAAGACCCUGGAGGAGAUGGAGCUGAGGAUAGACACCCAGAAACAGACCCUGGGUGCCAGGGACGAGUCCAUCAAGAAACUACUGGAAAUGCUGCAGAGCAAAGGGCCGUCGGCUAAGGCGUCAGAGGAAGACCAGGAGAGAACCAGGAGACUGGCUGAUGCUGAGAUGCACAGACACCAUCUAGAGUCCCUACUGGACCAGAGAGACAGGGAGACAACUGCUCUACGAGAGGAGCUGCACCGUCGAUACGAGGGAACCCCAGAGUCCACAAAAACCAAGGCUCUACAGACCGUCAUCGACAUGAAGGAUGCUAAGAUCAACUCACUGGAGCGAGGUCUGAGGGACAUGGAGGAGGAGGUGAUGAUGUUGAAGUCCAACGGCCUGCUGAGCUGUGAGGAGAGACAGGAGGAGAUUAAACAGAUGGAAGUCUACCGCAGCCACACCAAGUUCAUGAAGAACAAGAUGGACCAGGUGAAGCAGGACUUGUCCAGGAAGGACACAGAGCUGCUGGGUUUGCAGACCAAGCUGGAGACUCUGACCAACCAGUUCUCUGAUAGCAAGCAGCACAUCGAGGUCCUCAAGGAGUCUCUGACUGCUAAAGAACAACGAGCUGCCAUCCUACAGACAGAGGUGGAUGCAUUGCGUCUGCGUCUGGAGGAGAAGGAGACCACUCUGAACAAGAAGAGUAAACAGAUCCAGGAGAUGUCUGAGGAGAAGGGCACGCUCAACGGAGAGAUCCACGACCUCAAGGACAUGCUGGAGGUCAAGGAGCGAAAGGUCAACGUCCUGCAGAAGAAGAUUGAGAACCUGCAGGAGCAGCUGAGAGACAAGGAGAAGCAAAUGAGCAGCCUGAAGGAGAGAGUCAAGUCUUUACAGGCAGACACCUCUAACACAGACACUGCUCUCACCACACUGGAGGAGUCCCUUGCUGAGAAGGAGCGUAUCAUUGAGCGUCUGAAGGAGCAGAGAGACAGAGACGACAGGGAGAAGACUGAGGAGAUCGACAGCAACAAGAAAGAACUGAAGGAUCUGAAGGAGAAAGUCAGUCUGCUGCAGGGAGAUCUGUCCGACAGAGAGACUAACCUGUUGGACCUGAAGGAGCAUGCGUCGUCCCUGGCCUCCUCAGGGCUGAAGAAAGACUCCAAGCUGAAGAGUAUGGAGAUCUCUCUGGAGCAGAGGAAGGAGGCGUGUCUCAAACUGGAGAACCAGCUCAAGAGGGCACAGAAUGCGACGUUCGAGGCCAAGGCGAACACGGAGCUGUCGGAGCGCAUCACCUCCCUGGAGCGGGAAGUUACCCGACACCGAGAGGAUUCUGGGAAGGCUCAGGCGGAGGUGGACCGGCUGCUGGAGAUCCUGAGAGAGAUGGAGAACGAGAAGAAUGACAAGGACCGCAAGAUCAACGAGCUGGAGAGUCAGUCCUCCAGACAGACCAAGGACCAGAGUAAGAAGGUGGCGUCUCUGAAACAUAAGGAGCAGGUGGAGAAGAGUAGGAACGCCCAACUGAAGAACGAAGCCAAAAAGAGAGAGGACAACAUCUCAGAGAGCUCUCAACAGGUCAAGGACUCUCUGCGGUUGAAGACGGAGCGUAUCGAGGAGUUAGAGGAGGCUCUGAGAGAGAGUGUUCAGAUCACAGCAGAGAGAGAGAUGGUGCUGGCACAGGAGGAGGCUGCCAGGAACCACCAGGAGAAACAGAUUGAGGAGCUGCUGGGGGCCAUGGAGAAGGUGAAACAGGAGCUGGAGUCCAUGAGGGCCAAGCUGUCGUCUACCCAGCAGUCCCUGUGUGAGAAGGAGGCCCACCUGACCACGCUGAGGGUUGAACGCAGGAAACACCUGGAGGAGGUGCUGGAGAUGAAACAGGAGGCGCUGCUGGCAGCCAUCAGUGAGAAGGACGCCAACAUCGCCCUGCUGGAGCUGUCCUCGUCCAAGAAGAAGAAGACCCAGGAUGAGGUGGCUCUGCUGAAGAGAGAGAAGGACCGUCUGGUACAACAGCUCAAACAGCAGACUCAGAACCGUAUGAAGCUAAUGGCAGACAACUAUGAGGACGACCACCUGAAGACCGCCCCCGACCAGACCAAUCACAAACCUUCUCCAGAUCAGAUGAUCCCACCUCUCCUGUCCCUGAGUGAAAAUCGCAGUAAGCUGAAGCUCUACAUCGACCACCUGACUGACCUCUGCCACGACCGAGACCCCAGCAUCCUCAGUGACCUGACCCCGCCCCUCCACUAUCACCACACCAACCCACCAGCCUGGGAGGAGGAGCUACACAAGUUGACUCUGGAGCAGUUGGAACUGGAGUUGGAGUUGUGUGAAAAGGAGAGCGGGGAGCUGCAGGAGUAUGCCAACUCAGUGCUGCAGCAGAUCGCUGACUACUGCCCUGACAUCCUGGAGCAGGUGGUCAAUGCGCUGGAGGAGUCCUGCUGACCCCUCACCUUUACAGACCACCCCCAGAUUACCCCAUGACCCUGCAUGAGUUUCAGACAACCUUCCUCCCAUCUAUCCACACAUGAUCUUGGCAGAGGGAAGACUGGGCAAUCGUACUGCACCCCCACAUGCCUAAUUCUCAUUCCUGGGGAGAUUCACCAGCCUGAGGACACGAUGAUGUUCUGAUGAAGAACAGCCACACAGUGGCCUAAUGGUGGAGGGAUGUAGCGGCCUGCCAGUCAUGGGUUGUGUUCGGUAGGGCACGUCAUACCAAAACAUUUUGAAAGAGAAAACACAGGUAUUACUUUGAAAAUGUUUUUUCUGGAUUUGUCCGUACUGACACAACUAUUGUUUUCUCUUUGUAUCUAAACCAGUGUUUUUUCUGAAUGGUGGAUGGUCAUGGCAUGAAAAUAUUUAGGAACCAGUGAUUUAAACAGAAAAAAAGGCAUAUACAAUAUGCCAAUUUAUUUCCUUUCGGAUUGGCCUUCAGAAUCUCCUAUGUGAGUUACUGGACAACAAACCUAUUCCCUCAACUCCCCACCUAGAUAUAGUGAGAGAACCCCUUGCUGAGUUUUGCUGACUAAAUGUAGGGCUUUAGCUAUGGCUGACUUACUGCGUGUUCUGUGAACGGGUCUUAAGACAGAGGGAAGAAUACUAACUUGAACUUCCACUCACAUCUCCCAUUCACAUCAAUGUCUAAUUUAUGUGAAACUUCAAGGUACACUAGCUUCUCAAGUUAGGAUUCGGCCCAGAGAGAGAGAGCGAGAGAAGCAGAGAGGACAGUUUGGUUGCAGUUGAUUUUAGAUGGUUUUGCACACAGCACUACCUUCUAUAUGAGGUAUGCAAUGUUAGUUUAUUUUCAGAGUCAUAGCCAGCAUCCCAAAUGAUACCCUAUUCCCCACAUGGUACACUUAUUUUGUCAAAAGUAGUGCACUAUACGGAAUAGGGUGUCAUUUGGGAUGCUACCAUAGUGGCCUUUGAGCGUGCACAGGGAUCAGUACUGGACCUAAACAAGGGACCUUUUUUAUUCCUGCUCUAUUGGUGCUACAGCAUGGCAUAAGACAUAAAUAAAUAUCUAACCCACUGGUCAUACGAUCUCAUCCAAAGUUUCUAUAGAUAUGACUUAUUAAAAAACUAGCUGUUUAAUUUUUGUAUUGAAUUACGUUCCCUUAGAUGCAAAUGUUGCCCGUUCAGUGCAGCUUCAGAGCUAGCUACGGUUCUUCUUGUAAUGAGAUGAAAUUAUAGGGAAUCCUAGUUAAAAAGACAUGACAGUCACUUCUCAGUGGGUUUGAACUUUUUAAAAUCAGUUUGUAAAUAACUCAUCAAAUACGUACAGUGACUACAUAAAGGUAACCCAGUAGAAGAUGUUGUGAAUUCUGUUAAAAAAAUAUAUACACAAGUGAGAAGCUAAAAGCAGUGCAGUUGUCCCGUGCGUCUGAAUUUGUCUGCAGACAAGAUGUAUUUGACAGUACUGCCAUAAGUCGCGAAAAGUCAUGUUUUAUAAAUAUAUAUACAUAUACAAAGUAUGAUGUUGACCAUAUUGAUAUAUGCAUUGAAUGUUUGCACAGAAUCGUGAGGAGCAAGUCCCUCUGAACAAAAAGGUGGAUCAUGUCCUCGGCUAAAACUGGAGAAAUGUGUCAAAACGUUUUAUAUAAGUGUAAAAUGUACUACAAAUGUUUUCAAACCGUGACUGUGUAGAGGGAGAGUAUUUUUCUUGCAUUUAUUUCAAGAAUUUUCUUUCAUUUUUUAUAUAUAUAUAUACACUUUUGCCACAUUAUUUAAACGUUUUACCCUUAGGUUCCAGUGUUUAGUUUUUUAAUCUUUCUGAGAUGUGAAUGGGUGUUUGUGGAAAUGACACUCCCUAGACUGUGUUCCUCUAUGUUCUCCACUUCUCUCAAAUAGUAGUAUGACCCUUUAGGACAGAGCGGUCUCCAACCAUGUUUGUCCUGUGGCCUGAUUAGGGAGAGUUGUACUGUAUAGAACAGACAUCACUCUGCCAGUCUGGCAUUUAGAACUGCUCUGUACAGUGCAUUCCUAUGCCAAUCAGUCAAUGGUUAAACAAUAAUAAAAACCUACAGAUCAGCUUGCUCUCUAGGACCAGAGAUGGAGACUAGGUUACUGUUCAGGUUCUCUUAUCCAUAGGCCCUAUGAUGAGACUCAUUUAGAAUCACAUCCUGGCUAUCCCAGAAGUAAUGACUGACCUGACAAAAUCAUGAGGUCAAACCAAACGGUUCCACUGGUCAGCUUUCACCUAUCCAGGUCAUUAGAACAUUGUUUUAUUCUAGGAAGGAGGAACAGGUUGUCUUAUUGUAAAGGUUAACAGGGCCCUAGCUUGUGUAUCCCUGCCUUUGCCUUAAUGUCUGUGGACUCACCAUUCUGUGAUAACUUCAUGUUUUAAACUCUUCAUUUAGGAACAGAAUCU